AUGAACUCGACCCCUGUACCAACCCAAUACGGUCUCAUCUGGGAGCCGGAAGUCUUCGGAAAUCUCUCGCCCCGUUGGUCCGCCGAGCCCUCCAUCUCCCAAAUCAAAGCCCUCUGCCGCCAGCACCUUCACCUCGACCCAGAAGAGCCCUGCACGGCCACGCUCCACGAACGCGGAGGUACCAGCAUUGUCUACACCAUCGAAGCGCUGGCUAGGUCUCCCGGCAGGUGGAUAAUCAAGGUCUGCCUGCCCGUCGACCCGGGCCGGAAGACGAGGAGUGAAGUCGCUACGAUGCAAUUCGUCAAGGAGAGGACUAAGAUCCCUGUGCCUGGAGUGCUGGCGUGUGAUGUGAGCAAUCAGAAUUCGUUGGGCUUCGAAUGGAAUUUGAUGGACUUUAUGCCGGGGACGGAGUUGACGAAUGUUUGGCUGGGAUUGGAGUUUCAGCAGAAAGCAGAAGUGGUGAGGCAGUUGGCGAGGUAUCAAGCUGAGCUCCUGCUCCUUCCCUUCGACUCUCAUAUGAUCGGGAGUCUCUAUCCUUUCUCACAGAGCGACAACUCUUCCGGCCCUGGUACCUCUCCGUACAUCGGUCCCGUCGCCUCUCAUCGAUUUUCGUGGGGCCCAACCCUCUCUGGUCAGCAAGAUAGUAAUGCCCGUCGAGGACCAUUCAAGAACAGCCACAAUUGGCUCGCUGCCCGUCUGCAGCUCAUCAUCGACCAUCCCCUCGAACCGCGGUCGAAGGGUACACCCCCCGCCGACGCCGCGUCGCAAGCGCCGAGCCUCGCCCAUCGUCUGCUCGCUCUUCUGCCCUCCUUGUUCGAUCCAGAGAAAUGCGGAGAAGAGAUAGUCCUCCACCAUGCCGAUCUCCACGAGGGAAACAUUCUCAUCUCUACAUCAGAACGAAAGUCAACCUCCGCCACUGAACCCACCAUCGACAGCGAUCCAGUCAUCACAGCCCUCAUCGACUGGGAACACCAGAUCCUCUCUCCCUUCUGGCACGCCAUCUCACCACCCUGCCUUUUCGACGGCAAAGUCCGCCUCUCUCCACCUCUCGCUUCAGACUACCCUCCCGAGCCUAGCUCAGGUGAUGGCUCUGACAAUCCUGAUAACUUGGGCAAACCAUAUGCAUUCUGGCAGCACACGCAAGAAUACGAGCACGGCUUACUCCGCUCCAUCUGGGAGGAGGGAAUGAAGAGUCAUCUUGGGGAGGAAGUGUGGAAGAGAGUGUGGACGAGCGAGGAGGCGAGACGGAAGAGUGACUUUGAGCUUGCGAUUUGGGUGGCUGAUGGGCCGGCGGAGGGGAGAAGAGUAGCGAUUGUGGAGGAGUGGAUUGGGCGGUGGGAGAGGAGUGGGUGGACAGAUGGGAAGGGGUUGUGGGAGGAGUUGUAUGUGGUCUCGUGAGGGUUGUGACCUGGGAGAAGACUGUCGAGUCAAUUGACCCCUCACGCAUCUUCAUUCUUCAAGCCUUGCGCCAGUGAGCCCGACGACAAGGCAGUGAGAACUCCCAUAUUUGGAAGCACUCUAUGAGUCCGCAAAUAUGAUUCAGCGAGGUAGCGAAGGUUCAGGAAACUUGCAUGAGUCCUUGCGGAGCAAACAGCAAUUAGACAGGCUGGUUUCUCCAGCGCCAGCUUCGGAAGAAACUCUACGACACUGUUCCUCAUCUUGUGGAGGAUGUUCGAGGAAAGUAUAUCCACUCAUACCUGACGUUAUACCUUCGACUCUGCUGAUUUCUUCUGCCGAAGCGUGGCUCUUCUAGGAACGCACAAUAACCUAUAGGCCCUAACGACGACAUCGAAGCUUGG
Messenger RNA from Zymoseptoria tritici IPO323, 1799 nucleotides. RefSeq lists its product as uncharacterized. The coding region runs from base 1 to 1398 and encodes 465 amino acids. The transcript has a single exon. NCBI's taxonomy places the organism in Eukaryota, Fungi, Ascomycota, Dothideomycetes, Mycosphaerellales, Mycosphaerellaceae. The record is from RefSeq and is a predicted model, not a curated record.